AUGAAAGUCAUCGUAACCGGCGCAACAGGCCUCGUAGGCCACCAAGUCCUCAAACAAUGCAUAUCCACCCCCAACAUCACGCACAUCUACGCCCUCUCCCGGAAGCAACUCCCCGACGACGUCGCCACCAACGCCAAAGUCACAGUCAUCACACGACGACUUCACCUCGUACCCUGCAUCCCUACUAGACCAGGUCUCCGAUGCAGAAGCAUGUGCAUCGGCGGCAUGGUUCAAAAGUUUCCCUCCGUAGAGGCCUGCAAGCUCGCCAACGUGACGUCCACCCACGCCGCUGCCAAAGCUCUCGCAGAACAAGUCGCUCCAAAGUUGAAAGAGGGAAAAAAGUUUCGAUUCGUGUUUUGCAGUGGCAUGAUGACGGAAUGGGAUCAGGAGAAGCGGCUGUUGUUUUUGAAUGAUUCGCGAAAGAUAAAGGGCCAAGCUGAAAAGGGCUUAUUUGAUAUACAGGACACGCAUCCGGAUUGUUUUGAGGUCUAUUGUCCCCGACCGAGUGGGAUUCAUGAUGUGGGCGCAGGAAUGGUGGAGCGCAUGGUUGGGAAGUUGUAUUCGGGCAUUGGUGUGGAUGAGGUUGCGAGGGCGAUGACUUCGAUUGCGGUGAAUGGGUAUAAGGAGAAGAUUAUUCCGAGUGAUGUUUUGAAGGGGAUCAAAUAG
Pochonia chlamydosporia 170 is the source of this 666-nucleotide messenger RNA. RefSeq names its product male sterility protein domain-containing protein. Lineage: Eukaryota; Fungi; Ascomycota; Sordariomycetes; Hypocreales; Clavicipitaceae. The record is from RefSeq and is a predicted model, not a curated record. The coding region runs from base 1 to 666 and encodes 221 amino acids. The transcript is spliced from 3 exons.